Perca fluviatilis (European perch) is the source of this 864-nucleotide messenger RNA. Its product is annotated as Fc receptor-like B. Gene Ontology annotation, biological process: cell surface receptor signaling pathway. Lineage: Eukaryota; Metazoa; Chordata; Actinopteri; Perciformes; Percidae. The record is from RefSeq and is a predicted model, not a curated record. The coding region runs from base 7 to 633 and encodes 208 amino acids. Gene Ontology annotation, molecular function: transmembrane signaling receptor activity. The transcript has 4 exons.
GUCAGGAUGGAGGAAACAUCUCUACUGUGGCUCCUCUUUCUGAUCUCACUGCUGAGCUGCACAACAAACCAAGCCUCUCUGACUGUGAGUCCCAGCAGCUCUCAGCUGUUUAGAGGUGUGUCUGUCUCUCUGAGCUGUGAGGAGGACGACAGCUCUGCUGGAUGGACUCUGAGGAGGAACACAAGUGAUAAAACUGUGACUCAGUGUGGAGAUGACUGGGGAAGACCUGCUGGUUCUUCCUGUAAUAUCAGCUUUAUGCUUACACGACACAGUGGAGUUUACUGGUGUGAGUCCAGAGAGGGAGCAACCAGUAACAGCAUCACCAUCACUGUCACUGGUGGACCAGUGAUCCUGCAGAGUCCUGUCCUCCCUGUGAUGGAGGGAGAAGACCUCACUCUGACCUGUAAAACAGAGACGUCCUCCAACCUCCCAGCUGGUUUCUAUAAAGAUGGCUCCUUCAUCAGGACUGAGCCUGCAGGUCACAUGACCAUCCACCAUGUUUCCAGGUCUGAUGAAGGCCUCUACCAGUGCAACAUCAGCAGUGUUGGAGAGUCUCCACCCAGCUGGGUCUCUGUCACAGGUGAGGAGCUUACCUUUGAUUUCAGGAGUUCAUUCAUCCAGAUAUUCACCUGACAGCUGGGAUUUUCUCUACAGGGACACCUACUUCUGCAGCUCCGCCCCCGGCCUCAGACCCUUUCCAUAUUGUGUUCAGACUGGUCUGCCACCUGUUGGUGUUCUGUCCGUACUGCAUCUCCACUUUCAUCAUGGUGUCUUUAUAUCGAGACAAAGCCGCAGGUGCACUCUGAAAUAUCCAUCUAUCUAGCUAUCUAUAUAUCUAUCUAUCUCUUUUUUAGGUCUUAAUUG